UAAAGGGAUGGGGAGAACAGGGGAUAAUAAACCCUAAAGAGUAAAACUGUACUGGUUUUGCAUAGUGUUCCUUAAUUUUAUUAAGUUUCUUAAUUUAUUUAAAAGAGGAGGGACAACACUUAAUGCACCACUCAUCAGUAUACUUUUUCUCUGUAGAACCUAGAAAGGCCUUUGCAGAUGCAUGCAGGCUGAUGAAGGUGGUGCCUGUCUUACACUUGAUUCAAAGCUUGGCCAAGCCUUUUAUAUAUCUGAACCACCAUGGUCUAGGACUCAAAGGUGUCAAAGUCACUGUUAGUGUUAUGGUAUCCAACACAACCAUCACCCAUUUAGAGUUAGAAGAAAAGUGCAUUUUGGUAGGAGCCAUAUGCACAGCAGAGAUGCUAUGAGAGAAUCCCUCCCUUCAAGAACUGGGCAAUUACCAAGUGAAGGAGCUGAACCUUAGCCACAAGGAGUUCUCUGAGAAAGGAGGACUUCUCCUAGGAUAGAUGCUUGGAAACUUAAUUUAUUACUCCUGCAAAACCAGGAUGUCAUGGUUUAGGAACAGCACUCCAAACCACAAGCCGACAGAGUUGGGGAAUGAAACUUUCAUCAAGUUGCAGGAUUUGGUGUGUUGAAUGUGUCCUGAACUAGAUGUCAUCUACAGUGAGGUUGAAGGCUGUAUCAUCAAGAUCCAACAGUAUCCAAAUCCCAUGGAAAUUAUUCAGAAAUAUUUGAAAGAGCACAACCUACAACUCUGAGACUUUUUUAGGAUUAUUGAUGACAAUGGAAACAUGAAGAUUCCUGUGGCAGCCUUCUGGAAAGCCAUGAUACAGCAACAAAUCAUCCCACUGGAUUGAGUCCAAAUUGGGGAACUAGUGCACAAUCUAGACCGGAAUCAGACAGCAGUUGUGGAUUAUAGUCACAUAGAAAAGCAGAAGCCAGCACAGAAGUUUGUGGAAGGGGAAAUCAAGGAGGAAAAAAAGGAAAAGCCAUAA
Molecule: messenger RNA, 974 nt
Organism: Corapipo altera (White-ruffed manakin)
Lineage: Eukaryota; Metazoa; Chordata; Aves; Passeriformes; Pipridae
Gene: LRRC74A
Product: leucine rich repeat containing 74A
Source: RefSeq, a predicted model, not a curated record